Messenger RNA from Arabidopsis lyrata subsp. lyrata, 1596 nucleotides. Its product is annotated as putative F-box protein At4g38870. The record is from RefSeq and is a predicted model, not a curated record. Gene Ontology annotation, molecular function: protein binding. NCBI's taxonomy places the organism in Eukaryota, Viridiplantae, Streptophyta, Magnoliopsida, Brassicales, Brassicaceae.
AUGAAGGCUUUAGGGUUUUCACCUAAACAAAAGUUUUGUGCUAGAAGGCAAACGCAAAGGUGGCUGCUGGAGGGAGAUCGAUCUUCAUCUUUCACGUUCUCCAGCAUGGAAACACAGAGGAAUAAGCUUACAAAGGUAAGUGUAAACUCAGAGUUGCUUCCGGUUGAUCUGAUGAUGGAGAUACUUAAACGAUUUCCUCUCAAACCUAUAAUCAGAUUCUUGUGCGUAUCUAAGCUCUGGGCUUCCAGAAUCCGUAGCCGAUAUUUCAUGAAAUUGUUUCUCAACGAGUCCUUAAAAAGACCCAUAAGUCUUGUAUUCGUAUUCAGAGAUAAUUCUCUGGGUUUAACCAUCUCAUCCGUUCACCUCAAAAGUACACCUGAAGCAUCAUCAUCAUCAUCAUCAUCUUCUGCUUCUCCAAUCAUUUACCAUGUGACUUUCCACACCAGACAACGCACGACCAUUGCUCCUUCUGUCCACGGUUUGAUUUGCUAUGGACCACCUUCUACCCUUGUCGUAUAUAACCCUUGCACUAGACGAUCAAUUACCUUGCCCAAGAUCAAAGCAGGGAGGAGAGCCAUAAACCAAUACUUAGGCUAUGAUCCCAUCAACAAUGAUUAUAAAGUGUUGUGCAUUACGAGAGGCAUGCCUAAGCUGAGAAACAGACGCGGUUUAGCUGAGGAGAUACAAGUUUUGACAUUGGGAACUCGAGAUUCAUGGAGGAUGAUUCAAGACAUUAUUCCUCCUCACUCUCCUGUAACUGAGGAACUUUGCAUCAAUGGUGUUUUGUAUUAUCAAGCUUUUAUUGGCACAAAACUAAAUAAGUCUGCAAUCAUGAGUUUUGAUGUUAGGUCUGAAAAACUUGAUCUUAUCAAAGGACCUUGCAACUUUCGUAGUUUUUCAAAGUUGACAAACUAUGAGGGAAAGCUAGCUGUCAUCUUCUAUGAAAAGAAAGUCAGUAGUAUUAUUGGUUUGUGGGUUCUACAAGAUGCAUCUAAGGAGGAAUGGUCGAAGAAGACCUUUGUUUUGCCUAAUCUAGCUGCCUCAGCAACAAACUCGCAUAUUCUUAGGUUUCACAAGUUUCGCACCACUGACGCUGACACGGGUGAGAUUAUUUUUACACCAACUUUUGUGCAUUCAUCACUAUCCAGUGCUGUCUAUUGUGAUCUGAAGAACAAUAGAGUGAGAAAUUUUGUAAAAGAAGGAACCACGGAGCAUUAUAUACGAUGUCAUGCAGACUCUGUUUCCUCUACUCAGGUUGAGAAUCUCAUGUUUCUAUGAGGUCAGUUUCCUGCUCCUCAAGUCAUGCAGUUCCCCAUCCCAUUCUCCUUAAUUUGAACAGGUCUUUUGUUCUUCGGUUUAGUUGAGUUCUAUCUGGUUUACUUGACAAGCUUUCAUGAUCUAGAUUGAUUAUGUUCAUCAAUCAUCUUCUAUGUUUUAUAUUUGGUAUUCGGAGCAAACUCUUUUCUCAGAAACUAUUUAGAGAAGGAUCCAGAGGAAUUACUUAGACUAUGUACGUAGUUGAAGUAUGUAUAUGUAUACCAUUUGACGAGGUUAAUUAAGCAGAGCACAAGGUUUUGUUGUUCGGAUCAAAUUAGU